This is a messenger RNA of Histoplasma capsulatum G186AR, 2803 nucleotides long. Its product is annotated as ubiquitin ligase complex subunit HRD3. Bases 107 to 2803 code for a protein of 898 amino acids. Gene Ontology annotation, cellular component: endoplasmic reticulum membrane. The record is from RefSeq and is a predicted model, not a curated record. NCBI's taxonomy places the organism in Eukaryota, Fungi, Ascomycota, Eurotiomycetes, Onygenales, Ajellomycetaceae. Gene Ontology annotation, molecular function: protein binding. The transcript has 4 exons. Gene Ontology annotation, biological process: ERAD pathway.
ACAUUCUCGCUUUCUCACGAUCACAGCUGAUUUCAUUUAGCCGGCGGUGUGAGUCGCAAUGAUACGCACGCAACCUUAAACUCAUUCCUUCGUGACUGCAGGCAUGAUGAAGCGACCUUGGAGGUGGCAUUUACUGCCAACAGCACUUCUAUUACUACAGGUAUUGGCCAUACAUGCUCAGGAUGAGCGUGCAGGAGCCCGAGUGACUACAGAUAUUAGUCCUACCUCUCCGACUCCAGAAACCACACUUCCACAUGGGCUUGGGCUAAGGCCUGAUCAGAAGAAGAGAAAUGCUGAAGCCAGGGGCCAGCAAGCUGUUGAUUCAGCGCGGGAUAUUCUCCAUACUCUGAAAAUACCUGUCAAAAGACGUGAUCGGCCUUCGGGUUUCCUUGGACAUGCAAUAUACUAUGCGAAGGAGGCAUUUUAUUUAUUAUUCAUGAAUAGUCCAUCCAUAAACGUCAACACACAACGCGCGGAUAAACUAUCCCCUCAGCUUAAGCAGGCGGUGUCACUGCUUCAAGAAGCCGCGAGCCAAGACAACCCGGACGCAUUGUUUCUUCUAGCAGAAAUGAACUUUUACGGGAAUUUUACGCAUCCACGAAAUUACCCCAAGGCAUUUGAGUUGUAUAAAUCACUUGCCACGCUGGAAGGCAAUAGCACUGCGCAGUACAUGGUUGGGUUUAUGUAUGCGACAGGGAUAGGGGGGGCGGUUGAACGACAUCAAGGCAAAGCGUUGUUAUAUCAUACGUUUGCGGCUAUGGGAGGUAACAUAAGAUCUCAAAUGACUGUCGCGUUUCGCCGGUAUCUAGGUAUCGGAACACCUCGCAAUUGUGACCAAGCGGCGUAUUACUAUAAACAAGUAGCCGACCAAGCAAUGACUUAUUAUAGAUCAGGCCCACCCGGCGGCCAAAUUCUGGCUAGAGAGUCAUAUCGCUGGCCUGAUGAUGAAGGUGGUGUGUACGGCGAGGGCGCAAGCGUCUCGAGCUCCGGUCCAAAUGCAAAUAAGGAGUCCCACCAUUCAGGUUCUGAUUCAAACCUUGAAGAUGUGUUGGAAUAUUUGGAUCUCUUAUCGAAAAAGGGUGACGUGAAGGCCACUUUUACGUUGGGGAAGAUGCAUUAUGAUGGCUCAAGAAACUUGAAAAGAAAUAUGAGGAAAGCCAUGAAAUAUUUCGGCUUGGUUGCCAAGAGAUUCUGGACAAACGACGGCAAAAUUGUCUCCAACUACCCCGUGGGAAUUGAAAAGACCGCUGCUAAGGCGGCCGCACAUAUUGGACUCAUGUUCUUGCGUGGGGAAGGGGUUGAUCAACAUUUCGCGAAGGCGAUUACUUGGUUCCAGCGAGGCAGGGCGCUUGGAGAUCCGAUGUGCCAGCACUACAUAGGCAUAAUGUAUUUGGAUGGAUAUGGCGUACCUCAAGACGUUAUGAAAGCAGCGUCUUAUUUCAAGGCUGCGGCGGAGCAAGACUUUCCGGCUUCUGAAACCAAACUCGGGGCGUUAUUCCUUGACCAAGGCGAUGUAGCCACCGCAACUCGAUACUUUGAGCUAGCUGCUCGAUACCGUUGGAUUGAAGCAUUCUAUUAUCUUGCUGAAAUCGCUGACCAAGGGAUAGGAAAAGAUCGCCACUGUGGUAUGGCGACAGCGUACUACAAAAUGGUGGCUGAAGAGGCAGAGGUCAUCCAUUCCUCGUUCCACGAGGCGAAUACGGCUUACGAAAAUGACGAUAAAGAAACCGCAUUGGUUGCAUCGAUGAUGGCUGCAGAACAGGGGUACGAGAGUGCCCAGACAAAUGUGGCCUUCUUGCUGGAUGAGCAGCGAUCGGUUCUGCCACUUGAUUAUAUUAUGCGCCGACCCCAGAAUCGCCGGCCAUCUGUACUCCGAAAUGCUGCUUUGGCGCUUAUAUACUGGACUCGUUCCGCAAGGCAGUCAAACCUGGAUUCCCUUGUGAAAAUGGGUGAUUAUUAUUUCCACGGCUAUGGAACGCCGCGCGAGGUUGAAAAUGCCUUUACCUGUUACCAUUCGGCUGCGGAGGGCUAUCACAGUGCCCAGGCGCUGUGGAAUCUAGGCUGGAUGCAUGAGAACGGUUAUGCUACUGAGCAGGAUUUCCAUAUGGCGAAGAGAUUCUACGAUCUAGCCCUUGAAACGAACGAUGAAGCUUAUUUGCCAGUCAAGCUUAGCCUGAUCAAGUUACGGAUAAGGAGUUUCUGGAAUCGAAUUACGCGGGGAAAAGCUAAUCCAAUCCGACCAGAGCCAGGAAAAUUCUUUGCUCGGUCUCCGCUAACGAAACUACUUCUCCCUCUAGACGCAAAACUCCACCGAUCAUUGAAGGAAUGGAUUAAAGCUUUCAACACUUACAACGAAGAGGAUGAUAAAGAGUUCAACCAACACAAAUCAAAACACCCAUCCGAUCCCGAUGCACCAGAUGGUAUCCUUUCUGAAGACGGCGCCGCAACGGAUGACAGGGGAGAGCCUACCAGACGUAAUCAUGACAGUACCUACUAUGACGAGUUCGAUAUGGAUAUCGAUGAUGAUAUUUUUGAUAGCCUUGUAAUCCUCGCACUGGCAGCUACUUUAAUCGUUCUCGUGUAUGUGCGACAGCGACGAGGGCUUCGAGGCGUUGGCCAGAGAGAUGGCAAUGCUGUGCGUGAUGGGGCUAGAGUUGGAAAUGACGCGGGACGGCCCAUUGAUAAUCCCGCGGCUCCUGGCGACGCCGCUGCUGACCCGCAAAGGGAACAGGAUAGAGGUCUCUUCCCCGGACCUGGCGAUCCUGAUUUCGCGGCCUGGGUUGCUGGCGGGGUUGGUCAUUAG